Phycomyces blakesleeanus NRRL 1555(-) is the source of this 1257-nucleotide messenger RNA. Its product is annotated as Zn(2)-C6 fungal-specific transcription factor. The transcript has 3 exons. Gene Ontology annotation, molecular function: zinc ion binding; DNA-binding transcription factor activity, RNA polymerase II-specific. The coding region runs from base 1 to 1245 and encodes 414 amino acids. Gene Ontology annotation, biological process: regulation of DNA-templated transcription. The record is from RefSeq and is a predicted model, not a curated record. NCBI's taxonomy places the organism in Eukaryota, Fungi, Mucoromycota, Mucoromycetes, Mucorales, Phycomycetaceae.
AUGCAUUUCAACCAUUCUACUCCUUGUCACGAUUCGCUCUGUGUAGACACUACAGUCACCCAAGAAAUCAAACAGCUCGAAAAGACGCCCAUUGCCAUGGUGUCAGUACCAUCUAUCCGGUCUCGCACCCCACGAAGCAAGAUUUCCAAAAGAAAACAAGUCAAAAACGCAUGUGUCAAUUGCCAAAAGGCUUGUAAGAAGUGUGACGAAGGAAGACCCUGCAAACGUUGUGUCAAGCUUGGUCUGACUGAAACCUGCAUCAAUUCUCCCAGAAAGGAGCGUAGAAAGGGUGUCAAGAGAGGUCCUUACAAGAAGCGUCGCCACCAUCAAGCUGUUGUCAUUCGACCCACAAACGAACGUCAAUCUCAGGAAAUCGUUCCACCUAUCCUAACCAGCCCCGCUGCUCUUUCUGUCACCAAAGAGUCUCCUUUAUCCUACCUCACCAUCCCGUCUACAUUGAUGUCUCAGCAACCCUGGCAGCCAGCCUACGCUUCGCAGACAAUUGAGCCCGUCUUUGGAAUCGACAACCAAGCAUUCUACAUUGACCAAUCUGUCAAGCCUGAACCUGAAGAAUUCUAUGCCGACAGCCACUUUUUUGCCACCUCUUCCACUCCACCUCUCUCUCAAUCGCCCUUGUCCGCAAGUGAUCCAUUAGAUCUCUAUGGUCUGGGCAACUUUUUUUCAGCAGCCGCGGUAACAGCAACAGUAGCAGCCGAAGCAGGAACUGAGGCGACUGAAGCAGGCCUACCAUCAUCAUCGUCAUUUUCAUCGGCAGCAUCCUAUUCAUCUUCAUACUCAUCAUCUUCUCUCUCGCCCCUAUCCAUCACACCUACCUCCCAGACAUUCCCCAACCAGCCCUUUUAUCCUACAGAAGACCUAUUUGUCGCCACCCCCGUUGUGCCGUCUUCCAUUCCUCCUUUAGUAGAAAACAAUACAACAUCAGGAUCAUACGGCGCAAUGUUGAGUCAUGGAAACAGCUUUUACCAGCCAACCGACACCAGCCUUUUGUUCCCUCCUACCAGCCCUACCGAUGGCAGUUUUAGUGUUUCGAUGGCAUCCAACCCUAACGCCCUCCCAUCUUGGUCAUCAUCAGCAUCAGCCUAUGUUCCAAAUCUGUCACAGCCAAUAUACCAAACACAGACCAUGCUGAUCCAGAAGCCAUUUACUCCCUGGUUAGACCUCAGCCAGACCUUUCAGGAACCAGCAUCGUCUUGGCAAUCGUUUAUGACCACCUCAUUCAUCUAAGAAAUUUAAUCC